Ilex paraguariensis (yerba mate) is the source of this 994-nucleotide messenger RNA. NCBI's taxonomy places the organism in Eukaryota, Viridiplantae, Streptophyta, Magnoliopsida, Aquifoliales, Aquifoliaceae. The record is from the annotation of a GenBank genome assembly.
GAACUCUUCUCCGAUUCAAUCUCUUCUUCUCCAAACCCUCGCCUAUAUAUUCUCGCUGUCCACUCGGUUCCAAACCCUCUCGCUCUCUCUCUCUCUUGCAAUCGAAGUCUUUGCGUGAGGCGACCCGGAGAGAGUCUGCAAUCAUGUUGGUCUAUCAAGAUUUGCUUACCAAUGAUGAGCUUCUCUCAGACUCCUUCCCAUACAAGGAAAUCCAGAAUGGGAUCCUCUGGGAAGUUGAAGGAAAGUGGGUUGUUCAAGGAGCAGUUGAUGUAGACAUUGGUGCAAACCCUUCUGCUGAAGGUGCUGAGGAUGACGAAGGCGUUGAUGACCAAGCUGUCAAGGUCGUUGACAUUGUCGACACAUUUAGGCUCCAGGAGCAACCUGCUUUUGACAAGAAGCAGUUUGUUUCAUACAUCAAGAAGUACAUCAAGUUGUUGACGCCGAAGCUGGAGGCAGAAAAGCAAGAGGAGUUUAAGAAAAACAUCGAGGGGGCAACCAAGUUCCUGCUCUCAAAGCUCAGUGACCUCCAAUUUUUCGUGGGGGAGAGCAUGCAUGAUGACAGCACCCUAGUGUUUGCCUACUACAAGGAGGGUGCCACUGAUCCAACUUUCCUGUACUUUGCCCAUGGCUUGAAGGAGGUCAAGUGUUAAAAUAUAAGAUUGGGGUUUUCUUGUCCUUUAGGGGAGUGGUGCUUGAUGUAGUAUUAGUUUUUAUUAUUUACCAGUUUUCCUUUUAUUUCUGUAUUGGGCAACUUUUCAGUCUGCUGUCAAAUUGUUUUGGUUUAAGUAAGUUAUUGAGGGUUGUGUCUGAUUUGAGAAAUGACCCAAUAAGCCUUUACUGGGUGGUUUUAUUUCUGGAUAAUUAUGAAAUUAUGGUUCGAUUUUUUUGAGUAUAGAUGACCAAGUAUCUGAUUCUAAUUUUAUAAUGUCAGUGCUCUCGUAAAUAAUUAGGGAAAAAAGGGUGUUAACAAGGGACAAUUCUUCGAAAUAUGCUU